Andrographis paniculata is the source of this 2364-nucleotide messenger RNA. RefSeq names its product plant UBX domain-containing protein 8. Lineage: Eukaryota; Viridiplantae; Streptophyta; Magnoliopsida; Lamiales; Acanthaceae. The transcript has 13 exons. The record is from RefSeq and is a predicted model, not a curated record. Gene Ontology annotation, molecular function: ubiquitin binding. Bases 267 to 2060 code for a protein of 597 amino acids.
GGCUUUUGGGCGGUGUUUGUCAUUAAACCAACUGCCUGAUGAGGAUUAGAAGUGUCUCCACAAUGGAAUGCAGAAUAAUGACAGCUCAAUCAAUUCUUGAUUACAAUAUAGAAUCCCCUGCAGUGCUCACCAGACUAUGUGGUGCAGAGACCUUGCCAGGAGGUGUCAUGGCUGCCUUUGCCUGCUGCAUCUUGGAAUCGUGUAUUACUGCAACAGCACUGCUUUUGAUUUUGGGAAAUUAGUAAAUUAAAAUUGUUCGGCAAGCGAUGGCGAGGCCUGAUCGAGAAGCUAUCGAUACUUUCAUGAGCAUCACCGGCGCUCCUGAAGCCACAGCAAUUCAGAAAUUGGAGCAAUAUCAUGGCAACCUCAAUGAAGCUAUUAAUGCGCAUUUCAGUGAAGGAGAUCGAAAUAUAGUUCCAGAGGCAUCCUUGACUGUCCCUCAGGGGGAUGAUAUGGACAUUGAUGAUCCAAUGCAAGUUGGCUUGCGGAGACCACCUCCUUCCCGCCUGCCCUUUUCUAGUGAUAUUAAUCCAUUCUCACUAUUAGAUCCAAGCCUCACCAGAAGUAUAUUUGAUCCUGGUACCAAUAUUUCAUCUCGCUCUCCUUUUGUUUCCCACCCAAGAGAGGUGAGGGAGAUUCCUAUUGAGGUUAAAGACAGCGGUGGGGCAUCUGAUAAUACUGGUCGUGCUCCUGUCAUUGAAGAUGUUAGUGAAACUGCAUAUGAUCAUGGGCCAGAAGUGCGCGGGGCUGUCACAUUAGAUGACGAUGAUGAUGACACUACAUAUACUCCAAACCCAGCAAGUACACAUGAUAGACAUGGGAAUCAAGGUAGCCCUGUGCAAUCUGGUCCAAGUGCUCCUACCAUCGUAGAUGUCCCUGACAAUGACUACAGCAAUGACAUAGAAGAAGAAAUGAUACGAGCAGCCAUUGAGGCUUCAAAGAAGGAUGCUGUAAUGUCAACCCAACAAUAUAGCAGUAUUGAUCAUGAAUUUCCUCCUCCCCAGCGUGUGCAGUCUCACCUUGAAGAUCCUGAUCUUGCACAGGCAGUUUCCCUUUCAUUGCAGACUGCAGAGAAAGAAAAGGCACUGAGGGAAGUAGAAGGGGAAAUUGGAUCUUCAGGAGGUGACGCAAAGAAAUCAGAUUUACCAGAGGAAAUGGGGAAAACAGAAAUUUCAAAUGGAAGGCAAUCUCAUUUGGAACUUGGAAGUUCAUCUAUUCAAGAUGAAGAUGAAGAUGUAGAAGACAUACAACUGAUUAGGCACAGGAGAAGGCGUGUGGCCUCAAGUUCAAUAGACUCCCCAGAGGAUAAUGGAGGAGUAGAAGCCAGUCCACCUUCAAGUCCUCGUCAAAUCUAUAACAAUAAUAAUUCGCAGAAUACCGGAGGCAAUUUCCCUUCAGAUGAGUGGGGUGGUAUCUCAUCUGAAGAACAUGAUGAAGCUGUAAUGCUUGAGGCUGCGAUGUUUGGUGGCAUUCCUGAAGGAACUGGAUAUCAUUUUCCUUAUGCACCUCAUCAGCCCAUGGAGAGCGGUUUAAGCAGAUCCAUGGGCCCUUACUCCAGAAACUUACCUCGUCCUCCAUCCCCGUCUGUCACUGCACAGAGAUUGAUACGAGAACAACAGGACGAUGAGUAUCUUGCUGCAUUACAAGCUGACAGAGAGAAAGAAUUAAAGGCCAAGGAAGAAGCUGAAGCUGCUUUUGCUGAAGAGAGGCGCAAGGAGGAGGAGCAACAAAGACAGUUGCAGGAACAACAGGAAAUUGAGAGACAAAUAGCUGCCAAGGAAGCUUCCCUUCCUCAGGAACCAAGACCAGAUGAUGAGAAUGCUGUUACACUCCUUGUUCGAAUGCCUGAUGGAAGUAGGAGAGGUCGCCGAUUUUACAAGUCUGACAGGCUACAGCACCUUUUUGACUUCAUUGAUGUUGGGAAAGGUGUUAAGCCUGGAAGCUACAGAUUGGUGAGGCCUUAUCCUCGGCGUGCAUUUGGCGAUGAAGAGAGCAACUCAAGUCUGAGCGACUUGGGGCUGACGAGCAAGCAAGAAGCCUUGUACCUGGAGCUGAUUUAACCAUACCAUAACAUACCCUCCUCCCUCAUUUGGUAUGCAAUCAAUCAGAAUCAAGUUGAAACUUUUGUGUUAUUUCUAUGACUUGAGAUAUCAAUUUGUUUGCUGGUUUUUGGAAAUAUGAUGGUAUUGCCAAGAUAGAGUCUUGAGAGGGCAAAGCAGUUGGUUUAUGGUUUCAUUUAUUAGUAGUAUUACCUUUCUACAUUAUAUGAUUAUGACUAUUAUUAUCAUACAUGGAUCCAUGUCCACUUGCAUAGACAGUUGGUAUAUAUCUGGAAUUAAACUUGCAAGUGAAGUUCCUGUGUUA